Molecule: messenger RNA, 4962 nt
Organism: Blastomyces gilchristii SLH14081
Lineage: Eukaryota; Fungi; Ascomycota; Eurotiomycetes; Onygenales; Ajellomycetaceae
Product: DNA replication ATP-dependent helicase Dna2
Exons: 5
Coding region: 1-4962 (1653 amino acids)
Biological process (GO): replication fork reversal
Cellular component (GO): cytoplasm
Molecular function (GO): single-stranded DNA helicase activity; 5'-flap endonuclease activity
Source: RefSeq, a predicted model, not a curated record
AUGCCAACGGUCGACCAAAAUUGCGACGAUUCCGGUUCGAUGGAUAAGGAAAAUGCGGAGAUGAAAGCUCGUAUGGGAGAAGGCGACAUACCAGUGCCUACUCCACAGUCGAGUGGAACGAAAUGCCGAGAGGUUCAGCCGGAGAAGAAAUCGCCUCAAACACCGGCACAUAGAAUUCCCCUAGCUGAUCUGAUUAGCAAUACAGAGGACGCUUUCAGCAGAGCCCCGGGAAGGGUUAUCAGUCCCGAAGACCAUGUGUUUUGGAAGCAUGAGCCGUGCAACACAGAUCCUAGAGACGCCUCAGGCUCACCCAUUACAAGAGGCCAAAAGCGCUAUCGAAGCGCAUCACCGACCAGCUCCCCUCUAGGAGCAGAUUCGAAACACAUUAUGUCGAGCCCCCAGCCCUUACCGAAGUUCGUGAGAACGCCCCAGCACGAUAUUGCCGCGGACCUCUGGAGUAAAUACAUCGGGAAAAGCACAGGAAACCCCGGUGGUGAUGCUCCAAAACCUCAGUUCGCUCAUCUCGUCUCAUCCUCACCACGAACCCCCACGGCCGCUCGAGCGGGUAGAGAUUUGUCGACGCUUCGCAGAUCAAACAGUUGUAAUGUCUACUGGCCGACAUCUAAUACUAAAAGAAGAAGAGUUGACAAUGAACAGCAGGCUGUAAAGAGAGUUCGGGACAUUUUUGCUGGAUCGCGAAGCUCGCUUCUUGGUGAUGGCACCUCAAAGUCCUCUAAAAUCAGCCUCUUGGUGGGGAAAAUACAAGAAACCCUCUUGAAAUCGCCGAGGGGAGAAAUAUCAGGCCCGUCUAGCUCCACUCCUUUGCCGGAACGGCCUGAUAAUAUAGCGGAAUUCUCUGGCUCACCGCCAAAACCUAGGAACGAGAAUGAAAACAAUCCAAUUGAUACCCCUUCUAAGUGCUCAAGAAGAGUGAUGGCCAAUGAUGCCGUUUACAAUGACACUAUGUACACCAUACAAGACUUGAAUGCAACGUUGUCCGAGUUUGACGAUGAUGGACUAGAUGAUGAUUUCCUUGAAUUUGCUGGAAAGGCUGACAAUCAACAUAAACCCAUAUAUUCCGAAGUUGGUCCGCUUCCUGACGCUGUACAGGAGGAAAGGCUUACGGGAGUUUUAUAUACGGCGCACGCCAAACCUGAUCGUCCUAGGACCGGUUCCAUCAACAAGAACGAUAAACAACCCACGCUGCCAACUUCACACGCCCAUACAAAUUCCGAAGAGGUUGAUGAAUUUAAUGACAGCGAUGACGAAUUUCCUGAAGCAAUGGAAGAAGUUCUAGCCCGUUAUGACUUGAAAGAACAGACGAACGCAGGCAAAAAACCAAACGCUAUUUUAGCAGAACCGCCCGCCCCUUCCUUCGGAAUAGCAGCCGUAAGGAAGACUGAACCAAAGACCCCUUCUUUGGACGGAGCGAUAUCUUCCUCCGGUGAUGAAUUCGAUGAGGACAUCGAUUUGGAGUCCAUUGAAGCAGCAAUGCAAAAGGUUGCUGGUAUCAACGGUUCGAGUCAUAACCGUAAAUCAAGACAGACUAUUGAACGGCAUCUUAUUAUAGACUCGGCAGAAAAUACGUAUCUAAAUUCCAAAGGCCAAUCAAAGCCUCAAAAAGUACUAUUUGUGCAAGAGGAGAAAACGAAUAACAAUCGAACUAUCACUUUACGGGAGUCAUGGUAUGAUACGCCAUGCUCAAAGGGAUCUUAUAUCCACCUCAUCGGAAGCUUCGAUCAUAUGGGACGAUGCGUGGUGGACAAUUCUGACAAUAUGAUAAUCCUUCACCCAGACCAUCUAAUCUCUGCAACGGUGGUGGCGGACUCGUUUACCUGCCCCCGCCGUGCUGUUCUCCAAGACCGCGUUAAGGCUACUAGCGAAGCCAACAAACCUCAAGUGUAUGGUCAUAUCCUUCACGAAAUAUUCCAAGCAGCCGCGAGCGCAAAUCGCUGGGAUCAAAGCUGGCUGCGUGAAAUUAUUUCGCGCACAUUAGAGCACUAUGUGGAGAGUUUGUAUGAGAUCCAAGUCGAAGUUUCUGAAGCUACUGAGUAUUUAAUGAGCAAAAUACCUGCUCUAAGCUCGUGGGCGGACAUCUUCAUGCGAUCACGCCCUACGAUCGAGUCAAUUACGGAAGACAGGAGUGGCACUACUUCGUGUCUAAGCAUCAACAAGCUUCUUGAAGUUGAGGAGCAUAUCUGGUCUCCUAUGUACGGAUUGAAAGGCAAUGUCGAUGCGACUGUGCAAGUGGCCGUCCAGGAAGGGACAGAGAAAAAGACGCUAACUGUCCCAUUCGAGUUGAAAACGGGACGGAACAAUUCCAAUGAGGCUCACAGGGCGCAAACGGCAUUGUACACCUUGCUUGUUUCCGAUCGAUAUGAUAUCGAUGUGACCUUUGGAAUACUCUUCUAUCUCGAAGCAACCAAAACUUUCCGAGUUCGAGCUAUCCGAAGCGAAAUCCGCCAAAUGAUACAGCAGCGUAACCGUCUCGCUGAGUUCAUAUGUAAAAAAUCAGACUUACCUCCAAUGCUUAAAAAGGCACGGAUAUGCAACCAGUGCUACGCCAAAGAUGCAUGUUUCAUCUACCACAAAGUCAUGGAUGACGGAGAUGAUGAGAGCAGCGGAAUGGGAACUAGUUUCAUUGAGAUUGUCGGACAUCUUACACCCUCCCACCAAAACUUCUUCAAGAAAUGGGACGCUCUUUUGACUAUGGAAGAGCGAGAUAUCCUUAAAUUCCGACGGGAAUUGUGGACCAUGUUGAGUAACGAACGCGAGGGUGUUGGCCGCUGCUUCGGUAACGUUAUGGUCGAACCGGGGUCCGCUUAUGAAGAGACCGGUGUACCGAAAAUUAAUCGAUUUAGGUAUACAUUUUUCAAACACCAACCACCUUCAAACUUCUCCUUUGGGGACUCACAGCUUAGUGUUGGAGAACCCAUCGUUGUCUCUGACGAAAAGGGUCAUUUCGCACUCGCCAACGGCUAUGUCACCCAUAUUAGUCGUACGCGAAUCUCGGUCGCAGUUGACCGGCGGCUCCAUAAUGCCCGAACGAGAUGUUCGAACUUUGAUGCAGAUCGACAUCAAUCCUUUACAGGUGUUAUGGAAAUUGUUGAAACUGGCGGAUCUGAAUCUACCGUUUUUCCUGAAAAGGCCGAAGACACGACUCUUUACCGCCUAGACAAGGACGAAUUCAGCAAUGGCAUGGCGACUGUCCGAAACAAUCUUGUUUGUAUGAUGGAUAGAAACACCUUCCAAGCUAGGCGGCUCAGGGAUUUGAUUAUUGAUGGCCACAUUCCUUUAUUCAAGCCGCCCUCUUCAUCAGCCAUACCAUGCCUCCCUGAGACAGAGCUAAAUAUCGACCAAGAGCAAGCUAUCAAGAAAGUGAUGAGUGCAAAUGAUUACGCUCUGAUCUUGGGGAUGCCAGGAACUGGAAAAACAACCACCAUAGCCCAUAUUAUACGGGCUCUUAUCUCUCAAGGGAAAAGCGUCCUUCUAACAUCUUACACUCAUACCGCUGUCGACAAUAUUUUGCUCAAAGUGAAGGACGACAAUAUUCGAACGCUAAGGCUGGGUGCCACAACCAAAAUCCAUCCAGAUGUCCAAAAGUUUGCUGAUUUGGCAGCAACUCCCAAAAAGACCAUAGAGGAGUUACGGGAUAUUUAUGAAAAUUCACGGAUCGUGGCAACCACAUGCUUGGGCAUUAACCACCCUAUUUUUAAUAGCCGCACCUUCGACUACUGUAUUGUUGAUGAGGCGUCCCAAAUAACUCUCCCGGUCUGUCUAGGUCCCAUUCGUAUGGCGAAAACGUUCAUCCUCGUUGGAGACCACUAUCAGCUACCUCCACUCGUUCAAGAUAAGGAAGCCCGGGAAAGUGGAUUGGAUGUAAGCUUAUUUAAGCUUCUCUGCGAUUUGCAACCGGCCUCAGUUGUCAACUUAGAGCACCAAUAUCGAAUGUGUGAAGAUAUAAUGCUCCUUUCAAACACCCUCAUCUACUCGGGACAUCUCAAGUGCGGAACCCCAGAAGUUGCUCAAAGUUACCUCAAAAUCCCGAAUCUCGGUAGGCUGAAACAACACCAUGUCGACUCAUUAUCGUUACCCCCCAACGUCAGAAAUUCCUGCCUGGGCUCCCGAUAUGGCCGCUGCUGGAUCCGCGAUCUGCUCGACCCUGUCGCUAGGACCCGACUUGUCAACACUGACCCCUUAGAGCCACAGGCGACUGAGUCAUCCAAGGGUUCCCGAAUCAUAAAUCCCAUCGAAGCUACGAUUUGCGCGCAACUCGUUGAAUCGUUCAUUUCUGUAGGUAUCCCAGCCGGGGAUAUCGGCGUCGUAACCCUCUACCGAAGCCAGUUAUCCCUCCUAAAACAAAACCUCCGCCACCACCCGGACCUAGAGAUGCACACAGCAGACCGCUUCCAGGGCCGUGAUAAAGAAAUCAUCAUCAUGAGUUGCGUCCGCAGCAACUCAGAGCGGAAUGUUGGUGAACUACUCCGGGAUUGGAGACGCGUGAACGUCGCGUUUACUCGGGCGAGAACCAAACUGCUUAUAGUUGGGAGCAAGAAUACGCUUCGUGAUGGCAAUGAACUACUAGGAAAUUUUGUCCAGCUUAUGGAUGCGAAAGCAUGGACAUAUGAUUUGCCGCGUACCGCUGUUGAGCAACAUGUUUUUGAAAAUGCGGAGAAUGGGCUAACACAGUUGAGCCCGCGGAAGGGCAUGGAAGUGAUGCGAUCGAAUUCACUGAGUCCUAAGAAGAGGAGCCCGACAAAGAAGAUCCCAAAAAAGAGAGUCACAUUUCAUGAUCAGAGUCCUUUGAAGGAUAAACAACGGAUCGCUUUGAGCCCAGUCAAGAAUAGACAGCCAUCCGCUGGCCAGAGGAGGCCGGAGAAAAUAGGAGGGAAACUCCUAGACGGUGCAAGGAUUGUAGCGACGAGACCGGUAUUGAUGGAUGUGCUGAAUGAUUUGAUGUAG